UACUAGUAAAAAUGGUAGUUUUUGAGGUUAUCAAACUAACCUAAAUUGUUAUUGUUGUUUAUUUAUUAUUUAGUCGAAAUGUAUGCAAUUGUGGGGUUUCUGGAAGACUUGCAUGAAUAUUUGACGGGGACGAGGUGCAUGCAUGGUAAUAUAAUUCGGAAGCAUUCGAAAAAACUUGAAUUGGGUGAUAUUAGUUUUCCUCUGGAUAUAAAGAAGUGGUCACACAUUAUCAACAAAAGUAAACUAAACGAAGCCAAGACAAUCUUUGAUUGUCUCGAGUUUAAUCAAGACUUAAACACACAUCUCGAUUUACUCAUAAAAGCGAGCAAUCGGUGGCCUCUGGUGCUUGAUAGUUACAAAAUCAAAGACAACGAUGUUCACUUCCAUUUGAAGCGUUUUUCAGCAAUAAGUGUCUCGAUUCGGUGUGUUUUAGAACAAGGCAGCAAUUAUGGCUUCCAAUCUAAGUGUUUUGAAAGUCGAAUAAACCUCACAAAUGACGACUCUGUGCAGCCAGACUUGACAAAAAUGACACUCACAGAGUUAAGAGCGUUCACAAUACGAGACGUAGCAACAAAUAUUUUAAACAAUCUAACAAGCAAUAUUUCGUUUGACUGUGAUAUUAAAAUAACACUGAAUUCUAAUGAGAAAACCGAAAAUGUGAUAGUUUGUGGGUCAGUUUUAAAUGAUAGGGGUGUGAAAGACACUCAGACCACUGCAGAUGAACUUUAUAAGAAAAGAUCUCUAGAUAUGCAAUUAAUGGCUCAGCACAAAUAUGGGGUUCAAAUUAAGCCCUCCUGGCGCGACUAUUUUGAAAAAUUGGGUAAAGCGUCUGUGAUUUUGGAAAUGUUGCAAAAUAGGACACACAAAUCGUUAAAAAUCACAUUAAAUAGUUUACAAACUGCCAAUAAAGGUCCUUCUUUUAUUUUUUACAAUUGUGCUAGAAUUGCAGCCCUUUUGAGACAGUUUGAUGAUCAAGUUGCCAAUAAUGUGUACCCUGAACUACCCUUGAUUGAUAGUGUUGAUUUUGCUUUGCUCAAUCAAGCUGAGGAGUGGGAGAUGGUAUAUGUGUUCAUUCUACAAUUUCCACUUGUUGUUGUUAACUGUGUGUCUGAUAUUAAAUUAGGGGUUGUAAAUCUUCACCAGCUGGUGUUCUUUUUAUCCAGUUUGUCUUCAGUGUUCAGUGUCUACUACAGAAGAGUUAAAAUAUUAACAUGUUUUGCAGAGUUCAAAGGAGCAUCUACUUCCUGUUUUGUUUGCAAGAAUUUAUUUAAUAAAAGCAGUUCAGCAGGUGUUUCAUACAGCGUUACAUUUAUUAAACAUAGAACCAGUUAAAGAAAUGUAAAUUGUUAAAUUGUUGUUUGUAUUUAUUUAUUUAUUUUGUGAUACAAUUUUUACUUAUAAAUAGAAAAUUUUAUUAAAA
Messenger RNA from Zophobas morio, 1420 nucleotides. Its product is annotated as DALR anticodon-binding domain-containing protein 3. Gene Ontology annotation, biological process: tRNA C3-cytosine methylation; arginyl-tRNA aminoacylation. NCBI's taxonomy places the organism in Eukaryota, Metazoa, Arthropoda, Insecta, Coleoptera, Tenebrionidae. The transcript has 4 exons. Bases 79 to 1332 code for a protein of 417 amino acids. The record is from RefSeq and is a predicted model, not a curated record. Gene Ontology annotation, molecular function: ATP binding; tRNA binding; arginine-tRNA ligase activity.